Messenger RNA from Triticum aestivum (bread wheat), 2343 nucleotides. RefSeq names its product CASP-like protein 3A1. The record is from RefSeq and is a predicted model, not a curated record. The transcript has 3 exons. Lineage: Eukaryota; Viridiplantae; Streptophyta; Magnoliopsida; Poales; Poaceae. Bases 88 to 663 code for a protein of 191 amino acids.
UCUUUCUACUAGAAUCCUCCAACUCCCCCUUCAGUUGCAUAGCCAGAAGCUUCUAGGAACACAAAUCCAGAACCAGGAGCAACAGGAAUGGGCUCCUUUGCUAAUGGCCAGAAUGGUUCAGAGCUUGGCAUCCAGAUGCCGGCCAUGGGGAGCAGCGCGGUGCUGGAGCCUCCCACAACAUCUGUAACACCAAGAUGUCCACGGCUGGACAUGGCCAUGGUGGCAACCAGAGCUGCAGCCCUCGUGAUGGCGCUGCUCUCAAUGUCGCUCAUGGUCUCCGCCAGGCAACGGGGUAAUCUCAUCAUCUUUGGCAUCGAGAUUCCACUGUAUGCCAAAUGGUCCCUCUCUGAUUCGCUGAAAUCCUUGGUUGGGAUAUCUGCAGCAGCAGCUGCCUACUCUCUGGCACAACUUCUGUCGAUUGCAUACAAGGCAUUGAAGAAAGUCCCUGCGGUUCCAUCCAGGCGCUAUGCCUGGAUGCUGUUAGCUGGUGAUCAGAUUGAGUCGCCCGUCCACCGUCGUCUCACCGCGCGUCUCUGCCCCAGUAUUGGAUCGUGGCCUCCACAACUCUCCUCCGUCCAGAUCAGCUGCGACCUACAAUGCUUGGUUGUGCGGGCGUCCCUGAUUGCUUGGGCGAGACGUUGGGGCAUUUUUAAUGCGCGAUGAACUUUUCUUUACAACGGUGAACAUUUUUCUUAUAAUAUGAACGUUGAACAUAUUUUGAAUGCAAAUUGAAUAUUUUUGUAAUAUAUGUUGAAAUAUUUGCUUAAGAUAUGAAGAAAAGUUUACUUAAUGCACAGUGAUUUUUUUGUAAUUUAUGGUGAGCAUUUUCUUAAUACACGAUGAGUUUCAAGAGCAUUAUGGUGAACAUUUUCUUAAUACAUGGUGAAUUAUUUGUAUUUCAAGAAAUGUUCAGCAUGUGUUAAAAACUUAUUAUGUAAAUCAUUCUUGCAUUUCAAGAAACAGGUCGAUUUUUUUAAUAAAAGUUGAACAGUUUUAAUGCAUUUCUAAAAUUUAUUAUGAUUACACAUUUAUUUUUAAUACAUGUUGUCAACUUUUUAAAUAACAAUGCAUUUUAAAAAAAUACAAUCAAUAUGCGAGUAACUCAAAUAGAAAUCUGUGUGUUGGCAUAUUUUUUUAAAAGUUGUGUAUUUGAAUAAUAUAACUAGGAUACAUAGUAAUUGUGCAUGGUUGUGGUCCUCAGUGCAGACACAUUAAAUUUGGGCCAUGCCUGUGUUCUAGUCUGGUGCUUGACACUUAAUAAUACUAAUAUGUAAUCGCAAAAAAUAUAUGUAUUAAUAUCAUGAUUAAAAAAACAGUGACCCAGCGCAGCCUCGCUGGGCCAACCGCCGGCCCAAUGUCUUCGGGCUAGUACAAAAUCCGUCUAGCCUGCUCUACGUCGUGAGCGCUGCCAUGACCAGGUGGCUAGUACAAAUGCCCGUGCAUUGCACCGGGCGAAUAUUAAAUAUAACUUGCUCCAUAUGCCAUUAUGCAACACUUUUUUAAUUCAAUUUUUACAAACGUCAGAAAUAAGGUUACACUAAGUAUUUUUUUUGGACCAUGAAAUUUGGACGUAUCCUAACAAUGUUCGACAUGACCUAUUUCACCUCUUCGAUGAAACAGUAGUUGUGCAUGGAAUAGUCUUUCAAUCAAUUUUAUUUAUUGUUGUACAGAAAAAAAUGAAUAUUUAAUAAUUUGAGAAUGUGUUUUUAAAAGAAAUCGAUAAUGUUUUUAGAAUGGAAUCAUUUUUAUGGUGACAAACAUUUUUCAGAAUAUUAUAGUUAAUUUGUAAUUUAUUUUGCACUGUUUUUUGGGCUUGCCCAUUGAAAUACUUUUAUUCACACACACGCGCACAUACACACAACACGCACGAACUCAAUCUUUCUUCACGUUCCCCAUUCUCCUUCCCCACUGCUGGACAGCGCCGCCGCCGACGCCUCCCUUGUCCCCGUUGUUCUGGGAGAACAAGGGUAGGAAAAAUAACGCUUCCGGUGUCUUCUGCCUGCGCCGCCGUAUGAACGGGACCUUGGGCGGCUCCUGCUUCCUCCCUGUUCCUUCCCACCCCUCCUCCUCCAACCAAGGCACGCAGCCGCCGUCUGGAAGCUUGUCCUUCACGUUCAAGCAACCCCUCCUUUCUUAUAUGCUCCAACCUUGGUUAGUUGUGUCAGUAGUAGUAUAGUUAGCAGAUUCAGAUUUGCUUUGUAGCUAGCCUUUGACACUUUUUGAUUAGUUAUUAAACAAUGUGUAUGGCCCAUGUAGUCACCAUGAGAAAGAUCUCUAUUGCUCGAUAGUGUACUGCUUACAUGUUCAAGCAUCUUAAUCCUAACAAAACAGAGCAUCACAAUU